UGCUCGGCGUCGUGGUUCCGGUGGUUUCGGUAUGGUGUGUUCAAUUUUUAUUUUCGUUUUUUAUUUUCGUUUUCAGAUUAGGGUUCAAUUUUAGUUUUUGAUUUUCGUUUUGAUUAUUGUUUUUGAUUUUCGUUUUUGAUUUUCGUUUUGAUUUUCGUUUUGAUUUUCGUUUUUGAUUUUCGUUUUGAUUUUCGUUUUGAUUUUCGUUUUUAUUUUGAUUUUUUUGGCUGUUUUUCAAUUAUUUCUUUAAUUUGCAGUUAAUUGUGAAGAUGGGUAGAUACGCAUAUGGUUGAAGAGAGGGGCGAUGAUCGUACUGCCAGCAUAAUCUAUCAUCGUGCUUGUUCGAAUUUCAACAAUUGCAUAAGAUGACUUGAGAUCCCCGAGUCAGAAAUUUUCAGAAGCUUUCGGUGAUUUGUGUCUUUUCAGAAGUUCUCAGAAUCGGAAAAUAAAGCACGUAUUUACUUUUGGAACAACAUAGGUACGAUGAAUGAAAACCAAAUUGUUGUUAGGCAUGAAUCAGAAGGUGGCAAGACUCCCACAACGGGUGACGAAUCACAAGAUGUUAGUACGAUUACAAAGACCAUUAAAGGCCGUGGUCCGUCAAAAGGUGUUAAAGUCGCUAAGCCUAUGUUCCUUGAGUAUAAUGUAUAUAAUGUCCCCGAUGGACAAUGGUCUCAUGAAUACGGGAAGCAAGUUGGGAGUUGUGCUACUAGAAUUAAUAUUAACGUCCCAUUAUAUCCAAAGGUAGAUGAGCAAAUCAAGAAGGGGUUUUGGGAGGAGACUAAGCUUAUGUUCCACAUUACUGAUGAUUCUAAUCAUUCGAGGGAGAAAUAUUUUCAUUCUUGUGUGGCGAAACGAUUUAGUUGUUUCAAGAGCAAGUUGGUGCGCCGAUGGAUAACUAUGAAGGAAAAGAAGCCAAAAAAUCAAACAAACAAGAUGCCUUGGGAUGUCUACAACCAUAUCACAGAGGAUGAUUGGAAGACUUUUGUUAAACAUUAUUUCCUGCCAGAGUCAUUGCUUCGUAGUGAAAAGGCGAGGAAAAGUGCAUCAUGCAACAAGAACCCACAUCGCACCGGCCAAAAGGGUUAUAAUAGAAAGCGACUAGAUUGGAUAAAGGAUGGACGACUUCCACCAGAUGCAGCUUUACCUAUCUCGAGUAGCUCCUCGGUGAACUCAUCAGUGACCUCAAAUGUUAAUAGAGUUAGAAAAUACAGAUCAAAGGAGUGGAUUUUGGCCCAUCAAGUACAAAAUAAAGAGGGAAAGUGGGAAAUUGACCCGAACGAUACAGAAGUUGUUGAAAUCGCAACAAAAGCUUUAGAGUACAUCGCAGAAGAGGAAAAAGGAAAUCUUUCUUUCGAACAGGGUGAGGAUGCCCUCACUAAAGCUAUAGGGAAAAAAGAUCAUCGUGGGCGUGUCAAGGGAACAGGUGGCAUGGUUGGUAUCAAAAAGGCUUUCGGUCCGUGUAUUCGACAUAGUAGAAGUGACCAUGGUGAAGCUUCAUCAGAAAAUUACGAAUCAAUCAGAGCUUCUGUGAAAAAGGAGUUUGAAGGUGAAUUAGAGAAAAGGGUAGAGAAAAGGGUGGCAGAGGCCCUCCAAAAGCAACUAAGCACCUUGUUAAAAACAGGACAACUAAACUCCAUUUCUACCCCGAUACCUGAUGACCUCCACUUAAAUGAUUCUGCCAGAGUUGACCUUGAUGUUAGUGCUACAAGAACCACUCGUCACAUCUUAGUGCCGCAACCAUGCGAGCUAAAGGAAAGGACUCCAUGUCGUCUUGCCCUUGAGGAUAAAGUUUCAGGCAACAACAUUGUCGUGGCGGAUGGUAUGGUACAACCCUCAGAUGGUGCAUUGCCCCAACAUUUUACAUCGAUGAAGCCUGGUCACUAUAAAGUCCAAGUUGAUUUUGUUUACGACGGACAUGUUGAUGAUAUUCUUCCGGAUUGUACUUAA
Spinacia oleracea (spinach) is the source of this 1950-nucleotide messenger RNA. RefSeq lists its product as uncharacterized. NCBI's taxonomy places the organism in Eukaryota, Viridiplantae, Streptophyta, Magnoliopsida, Caryophyllales, Amaranthaceae. Bases 484 to 1950 code for a protein of 488 amino acids. The transcript has 8 exons. The record is from RefSeq and is a predicted model, not a curated record.